UCCAAAUGAACCAACAAUUUAUUUUCACGUAAGAUUUAAAAUUAUAGCGCCAAAACUAAAAAAACUAAUAAUGUAUGACCAUGAAACAAAAAGGUAUCGGACUUGAAGAUUUUCUUUUGUUCAAAAGGAAAGCAAACGAGUAGAAAUGCAUUCAAAGCAAAAUACAAUUAGGGUUUUGGGUCAACGAUCAAUUCCUUCAUCUUUCAUCUUUCGCUCUUCAAAUCCUAGCGCUAAAGAUUCAAAUCAAGACGAGCAAAGAGAAGAUUCAAAGAAGAGCCCCCGCAUUUCUUUUUCUGAUUUCCUUGACAAGAAGUUGCACAAAAGUUCUGUCCUACCCAAAACAGUUAAGGGGAAGUCAAGGCCUUUCUGGACGCCGUUAGGUCCUCCUAGCAAUGGUGGCGGGUUUACUGGUCACCAAAUUGAGGUUCAAAAGGAAAAGGAAGAAAGGAGUUCUGUUCUUGAUGAUGUGGUUUUUCAGCAGUUUAAGCCUACUAGAGUAGAAAAAGGAGAUGAUGUAAUUUCGGUCGGUGAUGGUGAAAAAGGAGAUGGUAUGGGUCCAUUCAGUGAAAAACAAACUUCUAGCUCUUCAUUUGGCUUAGGUUCAUCUGGUGAUUGUGAUUUUGGAACCUCCACCACUUCAUCUGUUAUAGGUUCAAGUCAUGUUGGUAAAGUAGGAACCUCUACUGUAAAUGAUGUGCCAGGAUCCAGAAAGAGGAACCUAUUUGGAGGUGGUGGCCAGAACCAUACUGCACGAAAGCCUUCAUUAGUUUUGGGAGUUCAUCCAAGUCCCAAUCAAAAAGGAAGAAAAGAAAGCUUCAUUGGCAACAAAAAACAAAGGCCUCUCUACAAUCAUUAUGCAAACGGUUCUGGCUGGUGGGACUGUGACAUGGAAGGUGUCGACUCGGAGGAAGUAGGCUAUGGUGAAAUAUGGGAAGGGGUAGGCUCCACUACAUUUGGAGGAAUAGAAUGGCAUUAAUUAAUUGGUCUGUGAAAGCAUGUUCACUUGCGGAAAACACCUUCUCGGAAUGUUUUUAAUUAUGUUUAGAUUAACAUAUGUUAAUCAGAUUAUUCUGUAACUCAUGCAAAUCAGGAUGACUGGAGAAUUAGCUCACCCUCUUAUAUCGUCAUCCUGAUGACAUCCCAGUGAUUGCUCCACUUCUCAAAAUGGUUUUGUAGAAACAUUAUGUCUUGUUGUAGAAUAUAAAUCGGAUGCCAUAUUCUGGAAUAUAGAUUGGAACCUGUCUUAUUA
Messenger RNA from Populus trichocarpa (black cottonwood), 1249 nucleotides. RefSeq lists its product as uncharacterized. The coding region runs from base 146 to 976 and encodes 276 amino acids. The transcript is spliced from 5 exons. The record is from RefSeq and is a predicted model, not a curated record. NCBI's taxonomy places the organism in Eukaryota, Viridiplantae, Streptophyta, Magnoliopsida, Malpighiales, Salicaceae.